This is a messenger RNA of Lotus japonicus, 633 nucleotides long. Its product is annotated as 60S ribosomal protein L9-like. Lineage: Eukaryota; Viridiplantae; Streptophyta; Magnoliopsida; Fabales; Fabaceae. The transcript has 5 exons. The record is from RefSeq and is a predicted model, not a curated record. Gene Ontology annotation, molecular function: rRNA binding; structural constituent of ribosome. Gene Ontology annotation, cellular component: ribosome; cytosolic large ribosomal subunit. Gene Ontology annotation, biological process: cytoplasmic translation. Bases 1 to 633 code for a protein of 210 amino acids.
AUGACAGUGGAGAUUUUGGGGGUGGAGGAUGGUAGUGAUGGUGGAGGUGGCAAAAAUGGUUGUGGUGGGGGUAGUGAUGCCAUUGGAGGUCAUAGUGAGGGUGGUGGUGCCAACGCCUGUAGCGGUGGUGGUGACGGUGGAGGUGCAGGCCCUCGCGGCGAUUUCCAACUCAUCACAGACGAGAACGGCAAGAAGAAGCUCAAGAUCGAGGCCUGGUUCGGUACCCACAAGAUGAGGCUCGUCUAUGCCCAUUUUCCCAUCAAUGCUAGCAUCACUAAUCACAACAAGGGCAUCAAGAUCCAUAGCUUUCUACUUUUCGUGAGGAAAGUGGAUAUGCUCGAUGGAGUUUCCAUUGUGCGAUCUGAGAAGGUGAAGGAUGAGUUGGUUUUCGAUGGAAAUGACAUUGAGCUUGUUUCUAGGUCAUGUGCCCUUAUCAAUCAGAAAUGCCAUGUUAAGAACAAGGAUAUCAGGAAGUUUCUUGAUGGUAUUUAUGUUAGUGAGAAGGGGACUGCAUUAAUAAAGAAGGUACUUUUCUAUCACCCUUUAAGUUCAUUGAUGAUUUCCGUAAAGAUUUACUUGAUACUUGUUGAUAAAGUUAAGAAGAGCAAUGUGUAUGUUGUGCUUGCCUGUUAG